UUUUCAUGUUGCUUGGUGCAUAAUUUAGAGCAGACGAGAAGUUAGAAGCGGUGACUAUUAGAGGCAGAGCUGUAUUGCUAGGUGCUUCCUCUCUUUCUCCUUGUCCGUGUGUGGUAUCAAGGCACCUUCCCUGCCCUUGCCCAGCAGUGCCUGGGGUGGGGGUUCCCAGGUAGAGAGCGUCUGUGUCCCCCGAGGCUGGUGCUCUGGUGGGGUGUGUGUGCGCGCGUUUUUAGGGUGGGGGUUGUGUCUGAAUCAGUUAGGAAGAAUGACUUUGGAGCCCAUAAUGGCGUGCUGCCUAAGCGAGGAAGCCAAGGAAGCCCGACGGAUUAACGACGAGAUCGAGCGGCAGCUGCGCCGGGACAAGCGGGACGCCCGUCGAGAACUGAAACUAUUGCUGCUGGGCACAGGAGAGAGUGGCAAAAGCACGUUCAUCAAACAAAUGAGAAUCAUUCAUGGAUCAGGUUACUCUGAUGAAGACAAAAGGGGCUUUACAAAAUUGGUGUACCAGAAUAUAUUUACAGCAGUGCAGGCCAUGAUCAGAGCCAUGGAUACCCUCAAAAUCCCAUACAAGUAUGAAUAUAAUAAGGCUCAUGCACACUUAGUUCAAGAAGUCGAUGUAGAGAAGGUGUCAACCUUUGAGAACCCUUAUGUAGAUGCAAUAAGAAGUUUAUGGAAUGACCCUGGGAUCCAGGAAUGUUAUGAUAGACGACGAGAAUAUCAGUUAUCAGAUUCAACUAAAUAUUACCUUAAUGACUUGGACCGCAUAGCAGAUUUGGCCUAUCUGCCAACUCAGCAAGAUGUGCUUAGAGUUCGAGUCCCAACAACAGGGAUCAUUGAAUAUCCAUUCGACUUACAAAGCAUCAUUUUCAGAAUGGUGGAUGUAGGAGGCCAAAGAUCAGAAAGAAGAAAAUGGAUACAUUGCUUUGAAAAUGUCACAUCUAUCAUGUACCUAGUGGCUCUUAGUGAAUAUGAUCAAGUACUUGUGGAGUCAGACAAUGAGAAUCGAAUGGAAGAAAGCAAAGCACUUUUUAGGACAAUUAUCACAUAUCCAUGGUUCCAGAAUUCUUCAGUCAUUCUGUUCUUAAAUAAAAAAGAUCUCUUAGAGGAGAAAAUUAUGUACUCCCAUUUAGUUGAUUAUUUCCCAGAGUAUGAUGGACCACAACGGGAUGCACAAGCAGCACGAGAGUUCAUCUUGAAGAUGUUUGUAGACCUGAAUCCAGAUAGUGACAAAAUUAUCUACUCCCACUUCACAUGUGCUACAGACACAGAGAAUAUACGCUUUGUCUUUGCUGCUGUCAAGGACACAAUCCUACAGUUAAACCUAAAGGAGUACAACCUGGUCUAAUUGUGCCUAGGAGGCCCUCCAAGACCACCUUUGCAUGAUUGAAGAUAAACAAGAGGGACUGUAUUAUCUGUGAAAACAAAUUGCAUAAUGUUAAUUUAUUGCCAGCCUGGACUCUGUGAAUGUCCAAAGAAUUUCUAGUUAAUAUUACGAUUUUAUUUAAACUAUAUGGAGGAAAACCAAAAGAUGCUGGAGUACAUUCACAGCACAUUUUCUUAUUUUUUAGGUAAAACCUUGUGACUCAAUGUGUUUUAAAUUCUCGGUAGUACACUCACAAAGGAUAAUAGUUUUUUGCUAUUGAAACAAAAUCAAGCUGGUUUCCUCUUUCCCUGACCUUUUCUCACUCCCCCCUUCCUUAUGUUUUCAAAGGUACAAUGGCUGUUUUCCCAGUACAAUUCCUUGGUAAAAUAUUUUCUGUUGAGUGAUUUGUUCAGGAAAAAUGCUAUCAUCUAAACUGAAGUUAUCACUCAUUCAAAUUUUACAGAACGUACUUUCUCUGAAGGAGCAAAAGUAUUCAUAGUGUGACUUUUAAGUUCUUGAGAUCGGUGUUUUCAUUCUGUCUUCACUUCUGAGGCUAGAAUAUUGGAAUUGCAAAAUAUUAAUGUCUUUCAUAGUUCCGAAAGAUGCAUAGAAAACAGUAAUGAAAUAAUUAAAGACACAAACCUGGGAUGUUCAUGGACUAUUAUAGAAUCUCUUUUUAAUUGCCAUGUGCCAUUAUUUUCUCUUUAUUCACAAAUGUCAAACAAAUGUCAUGGACACUACAUUUUUCCCAGUGGCUACAGCCUGAAACAGUGGGGUGGGGGUGGGGUGGUAGUGUUAUGGUUGUGUGCAUUUUUUCUUAAGUUAGAACUUUUUUAAAAUGUGUUUUUCCACAGUAGAAAAAAAAAUAUUUCUGUUGUAUAAAAUCUUGCCAAAUCUGGCUUUUAAUAAAACCAAUACUUUUGAAGCAUAAGAUACCAAUUGAAAUGCCAAACAGAUGGAUUGGAAACUGACCUGAUUGAAUCAACUGCCAAAUGAGAAAAAAGCAAGGUUCCAGAUCAUAUGUACCUUUUUUUAAGAAAAUGUUCCAUUUUCUAAUGCCAAAAACAACAGUGUGAGUGAAUAUGCUACUAGGUAUACAUGUAGAGAAGACAGUUUAACUCUCUAUGUCAGAGAUGGCAUAAGAUUGCAUACAGUGUUUUCUGUAAUAAUAUCAAAGUACCUUUGUACAGCAUGAAAUUAUUGAUGAGUGAUCACAUUAAGGAACCUUUCUUGAUAAAGUUGUCUCUUAACCAAUUCACAGACAUUUGAUAGGCUUCAUGCAAAAUAGCCUCUUGAUGUUCUUUAGAAAGAUUUAUUAAUGUAAAGGAAACAGUGAAAAAUCACUCUUGAAGUUUAAAUGUGCAAAUUUUUAAGGACAAAACUGUAGCACACCCUGAUGAGCAGUUUAGGUUGAAAGGUGGUUUUCUGACCAGAUGCAUGAUCGCUAGCAAGCUACAGAGAAUUCAGAGGUCAGACAUAAUUGGAUUGAUUAUUUACAAUGCCAAGUAACACUAGAAUGCACUUAGCACAGAAAUUAUUGCCUUUCAGCAGCAGAGGAGAGGAAAAAAAUGAAUGACUUACUAGUUGAGUAACAAAGUUAACAAUAAAUACUAAUGAGAUGUUUUACAUCCUUAACCCUCCCAACACCAAAACAAUAAUAUGAACAAUUGCUAUUUUUUGCUUCCUCAUAAAACACCUUAACUGAAAACUGUGGGUAUAGUGCAAUUAUGAAUGCUAUAAUCAUUGUUGUCCUGGGAUCAGCAGUAGCAGUCAUUUUUCUCUUCCUUAGUAGCUGGUGCAGUGCUGUGGUUUUGACUUUCAGCCUCGGAACAGUGCUGAUAACACCGAUGUUUUUAGCUGUUGCUAAGUAAUGUUUACUCCGACCAAGGACUUUCUGAGUCUCAUGCUCUGCCAGGGAGAAGGGGAAGCCGGGAGGAAGCAGAGACAGGACACCUGACCCAAACUAGCCAAAGGGGUGUUCCAUACCACAGCGCAUCAUGCCCAGGAUAUAAACUGGGGGGAGUUACCCGGAAGGCCCAGAUCUCUGCUCCGGUCGAGCUGGGUAUUAUCAAUCGGCGGGUGGUGAGCAGUUGUAUUCUCUUCCCUUAUUAUUCCCCUUAUCAUUAAUAUUGUUGCUGGUAGCAGUAGUACUUUCAUAUUAUACCUUAGUUACUGGACUGGUCUUAUCUCAACCCGUGGGAGUUACAUUCUUUCGAUUCUCCUCCCCAUCCCUCCGGGAGUGGGGGGAGGAAGAAGUGAGGGGAAGUGAGCGAGCAGCUGCGUGGUUCUGAGUUACCG
Messenger RNA from Pezoporus flaviventris, 3661 nucleotides. Its product is annotated as guanine nucleotide-binding protein G(q) subunit alpha-like. The transcript has 7 exons. Gene Ontology annotation, biological process: adenylate cyclase-modulating G protein-coupled receptor signaling pathway; phospholipase C-activating dopamine receptor signaling pathway; action potential. Gene Ontology annotation, molecular function: G protein-coupled receptor binding; guanyl nucleotide binding; G-protein beta/gamma-subunit complex binding. Gene Ontology annotation, cellular component: heterotrimeric G-protein complex. The record is from RefSeq and is a predicted model, not a curated record. The coding region runs from base 266 to 1345 and encodes 359 amino acids. Lineage: Eukaryota; Metazoa; Chordata; Aves; Psittaciformes; Psittacidae.